UUCUCCCAGAUAGUGUCAACUUGAUCGGGGAGGGCUGUGGUUGCGUGCUCAGCCCCAGGAUAGUAAGGGUGACUUCCCAGCUUUUGGUGACAGCCUAACACUUCGGGGCCCUGGGCCGGUUGGAUUCUUUGUUUCGUCUCUCGGCUUUAGCUUUACAUAGGGAAUCCGCCCGAGCUUGUGGUGGCUACAGUUGGCGUUGGGGCUUAGACUAGGGACGUUGCCGGGAAGUUGUAGAAGGGACGACUCUUCCCCAUCCCGCCACCUGACAGGUCACAAACAUGUCGGACAAAAGUGAAUUAAAGGCUGAAUUGGAACGUAAGAAACAGCGAUUGGCCCAAAUCAGAGAGGAAAAGAAGAGAAAAGAAGAAGAAAGGAAAAAAAAAGAAACUGAUCAGAAAAAGGAAGCUGUUGCUCCUGUGCAAGAAGAAUCAGAUCUUGAAAAGAAAAGAAGAGAAGCUGAAGCAUUGCUUCAAAGCAUGGGGCUAACUACAGAACCCCCCAUUGUUUUUUCUGAAUACUGGGUCCCUCCUCCUAUGUCUCCAUCUUCCAAGUCUGUGAGUACGCCAAGUGAAGCUGGAAGCCAAGACUCUGGAGAUGGUGCCGUGGGAUCUAGACGAGGACCUAUUAAACUUGGAAUGGCCAAAAUUACGCAAGUUGACUUUCCUCCUCGAGAAAUUGUCACAUAUACUAAGGAAACUCAGACUCCAGUUAUGGCUCAACCCAAAGAAGAUGAAGAGGAAGAUGAUGAUGUAGUGACUCCUAAACCACCUAUUGAACCUGAAGAAGAGAAAGUUUUAAAAAAAGAUGAAGAAAAUGAAAGUAAAGCUCCGCCUCAUGAGCUGACUGAAGAAGAAAAGCAACAAAUCUUACACUCAGAGGAAUUUUUAAGUUUCUUUGACCAUUCUACAAGAAUUGUAGAAAGAGCUCUUUCUGAACAGAUUAACAUCUUCUUUGACUAUAGUGGGAGAGAUCUGGAAGACAAAGAAGGAGAGAUUCAAGCAGGUGCUAAACUAUCAUUAAACCGGCAAUUUUUUGAUGAACGUUGGUCAAAGCAUCGGGUUGUUAGUUGUUUGGAUUGGUCAUCUCAGUAUCCCGAGUUACUUGUGGCUUCCUAUAAUAACAAUGAAGAUGCUCCUCAUGAACCUGAUGGUGUUGCCCUUGUAUGGAAUAUGAAAUACAAAAAAACUACUCCAGAGUAUGUGUUCCACUGCCAGUCAGCUGUGAUGUCUGCUACAUUUGCAAAAUUUCAUCCAAAUCUUGUUGUUGGUGGUACAUAUUCAGGCCAAAUUGUGCUUUGGGAUAACCGUAGCAAUAAAAGAACACCAGUGCAGAGAACUCCACUGUCAGCUGCUGCACACACACAUCCUGUCUAUUGUGUAAAUGUCGUUGGAACACAAAAUGCUCACAAUCUGAUCAGCAUCUCCACUGAUGGAAAAAUAUGUUCAUGGAGUCUGGACAUGCUUUCCCACCCACAGGAUAGCAUGGAGUUGGUUCACAAACAGUCAAAGGCAGUAGCUGUGACAUCUAUGUCUUUCCCUGUUGGAGAUGUCAACAACUUUGUUGUUGGGAGUGAAGAAGGUUCUGUGUACACAGCAUGCCGCCAUGGCAGCAAAGCUGGAAUUAGUGAGAUGUUUGAGGGACAUCAAGGACCAAUCACUGGCAUCCAUUGUCAUGCAGCUGUUGGAGCAGUAGACUUCUCACAUCUUUUUGUCACUUCAUCAUUUGACUGGACAGUAAAACUUUGGACAACUAAGAAUAACAAGCCUUUAUACUCAUUUGAAGAUAAUUCAGACUACGUUUAUGAUGUUAUGUGGUCACCCACCCACCCAGCCCUGUUUGCCUGUGUUGAUGGCAUGGGGAGAUUGGAUUUGUGGAAUCUCAAUAAUGAUACAGAGGUACCAACUGCCAGCAUUUCUGUGGAGGGUAAUCCUGCUCUUAAUCGUGUAAGAUGGACCCAUUCUGGAAGAGAGAUUGCCGUGGGUGAUUCUGAAGGACAGAUUGUUAUAUAUGAUGUGGGAGAGCAGAUUGCCGUUCCCCGCAAUGAUGAAUGGGCACGAUUCGGCCGAACACUCGCAGAAAUUAAUGCAAACCGAGCUGAUGCAGAAGAGGAAGCAGCUACCCGAAUACCUGCUUAGUUCCUAAAAAGAGGAGUAUAGCCUUUAGUGGACUGGGGGAAGGCUCUACAGUAGAUCCUAAGACUAUUUGCAUGCUUUUGUCUAAAUGAUAAUUAAAGAGAAAUUUCAUGGAUUAAACUGUUGAUUUAAUGCAGCAAGCAAAUCUUACAGUGCCCCUUUUAUAUUAACAUGCAUUUUUUUUUAUUUGUCAUUUUUAAUACAGCUGACUGACUUUACAGAACACAGGGAUAUAUUUAAUACUAUUCUUUUGAAUUCUUUUCGAUUUAUAACACUAUAUACAGUUAUUUCUAAAGCACAGAUUAAAUAAGUUCUGCAUAUUUUAAAUAAUCACAAUUCCCUGUUAAACUUGUAAUGUUCUCACUAGUCAUAAUAUAAACAUUAUUUCUUCUUAGUUGCAGCAUGCAUACACCUAUCCAAGUUGCAUUCUAACAUCCUUUCUCUUUAUAGUUCAUGUGGUAGUUACCCAUAAAUAAAAGCAAAUAUGUGCUAACUUUUCAUUUUCACUCCUUGCAAUUUUAAUUUUUCCAUCACUUUGUAGUCUUUAAUAUAUACAUAUAUAUUCUUUAAUCCCCUGCUGUGUAUGUAUAUUUAUAUACAUAUAUAUGUAUAUAAAUAUGUAUAUAAAUAUACAUACACACACACACACAUCUCUUAAUCCUGUAAAGCUUUGUGCCUUAAAUAUGCCAUACAGGACAUUAUAGAUCUCCCCGUGCAUUAAGAAUGGAUGUCUGUAUAAUCUGUCAGUGAAAAAUUUCCCCUAGUUUAACUUUUGUGCUGUUCUUUCUAUCUAUAUUUACUUUAAAGAAUAAAUGGAGUAGCUGGAGUUGUGGCUCAGUGUGAGGCCCUGGGUUCAAUCUUAAUACCACAUAUAAAUAAACAAAACAGAAAAAAAGUCCAUUAACAACUAAAAAAUAUUUUUUAAGAAAAGAAUAAAUGGAAAUCUCUUAUUAUUUUCACUGA
Messenger RNA from Marmota monax (woodchuck), 3095 nucleotides. It is a transcript of the gene Dync1i2, whose product is annotated as dynein cytoplasmic 1 intermediate chain 2. Gene Ontology annotation, biological process: transport along microtubule. The record is from RefSeq and is a predicted model, not a curated record. The transcript is spliced from 18 exons. Gene Ontology annotation, molecular function: dynein light chain binding; dynein heavy chain binding. Bases 279 to 2135 code for a protein of 618 amino acids. Lineage: Eukaryota; Metazoa; Chordata; Mammalia; Rodentia; Sciuridae. Gene Ontology annotation, cellular component: cytoplasmic dynein complex.